Molecule: messenger RNA, 3580 nt
Organism: Salarias fasciatus (jewelled blenny)
Lineage: Eukaryota; Metazoa; Chordata; Actinopteri; Blenniiformes; Blenniidae
Gene: slc37a1
Product: solute carrier family 37 member 1
Exons: 20
Coding region: 377-1975 (532 amino acids)
Biological process (GO): glucose-6-phosphate transport; phosphate ion transmembrane transport
Cellular component (GO): endoplasmic reticulum membrane
Molecular function (GO): glucose 6-phosphate:phosphate antiporter activity
Source: RefSeq, a predicted model, not a curated record
CGGGUCGUCCGUCUCGCGCACGGCAGCGUGUCUCACACAGGAAGUGACCGUCCGCGGAUCAGCAGCUGACCGCCGCUCCUCCGGACCAGGACUGGGGGUUUCUCACUGUCUACAGGGGUCCGCGCUCAUCCCGUGGGGGGCUGUGGGGGGGUUCGUGCUCCGGAUCCGCCCCGGAGAGGUCCCGCUGUCUGCUCGGGGAAACACGGACGAAGCUCGGCUCGGAGCCUCCAGUGUUCAGAUCCGGAAAACCAGCAUGAAGACGUCCAGGUGUUCCCAUGGAGCUGAGGUGGAGGCGAGCUGAGCCGGCCCCCUCCAUGCGGACCUCCCCAGUGUGAGCUGCCUUCAGGUGCCUGUUCCUGCCUGCCUGCCUGCCUGCAUGUGUGUGUCCCGGGCACGCCGCCUCCACAUGGCCCCCGUUCCUCCUGGGAUCCGCCUGCUGGCCUCAUUCAACCGGGAACAAUGGUACAGAGCCCUCACCUUCAUCCUCACCUUCCUCCUGUACACCAGCUUCCACCUCUCCAGGAAGCCUAUCAGCAUCGUCAAGAGCGAGCUCCAUAAGAACUGCUCGUCCCUCAGCGAGUCGUCCAGCGUGUCGUCCGGCCUGAACCCCGACGUGCUCAAGCUGCGCUCAGACUGCGGCUGGAAGCCUUUCGAUAAAAGCAACUACAAGCAGCUGCUGGGAGCCAUGGAUUACUCCUUCCUGUGUGCGUACGCGGUGGGGAUGUAUCUGAGCGGCAUCAUCGGGGAGCGCCUCCCCAUCCGCCUGUACCUGACGGCGGGCAUGCUGAGCAGCGGCCUCUUCACCUGCCUGUUCGGACUGGGCUACAUCUACAACAUCCACAGCCUGAGCUUCUACGUGCUCGUCCAGGUGGCUAACGGUCUGGUGCAGACCACCGGCUGGCCCAGCGUGGUGACCUGCAUCGGGAACUGGUUUGGAAAGGGAAGGCGUGGACUCAUCAUGGGACUGUGGAACUCGCACACGUCUGUGGGGAACAUCCUGGGCUCGCUGAUCGCAGGAUAUUACGUCUCCUCCAACUGGGGCCUGUCGUUCAUCGUACCGGGGCUCAUCAUCGCGGCGAUGGGCCUGGUCUGCUACCUCUUCCUCAUCGAGCAUCCCAGCGACCUGAAAAGCAUCUAUGCUGAAAGUGCAUCUCAGACCUGUUCUAAACGGCAGAAUGGACUGAACGGAAACUCGGAGGUUUAUGUCCAGUACAAAGACAGCAGGAAGCAGAGCUACGACACGGAGCUGCUGCUGCCGCAGGACAGCGUGUGUCUCCCGCUGCAGCCGGUGGUGGUGGUGAAAAGCAGCGCCGAGCCGUCGGCCAUCAGCUUCAUGGGAGCUCUGCGGAUACCUGGAGUCAUCGAGUUCUCUCUGUGUCUGCUGUUCGCAAAGCUGGUCAGCUACACCUUCCUGUUCUGGCUGCCGCUGUAUAUCACCAAAGCAGCAAACCUGGAUGCAAAGACGGCCGGAGAUCUCUCCACCCUGUUCGAUGUGGGAGGAAUUGUGGGCGGGGUCCUGGCGGGAGUCAUCUCAGAUAAAUUGGGGAAGCGAGCCUCCACCUGUGCGGUCAUGCUGCUGCUGGCUGCUCCCACGCUGUACGGCUUCUCAAUGAUCAGCGGACUGGGUCUGAGACCGAUUGUGGGGAUGCUGCUGCUGUGCGGCGCUCUGGUGAAUGGACCGUACGCCCUCAUCACCACCGCCGUGGCGGCUGAUCUGGGAACCCACAAGAGUCUGAAAGGAAAUGCCAGAGCGUUAUCCACCGUCACGGCCAUCAUCGAUGGAACAGGAUCUGUUGGAGCGGCCCUGGGCCCCCUGCUGGCCGGCCUCCUGUCCGCCGGCGGCUGGAAUCAGGUCUUCUACAUGCUGAUGGCUUCUGACUUCAUCGCUCUGUUGCUUUUACUGCGGCUUGUUACAAAGGAGCUGGCCUCAUGCAAAUCCCAUCCCAUCUUCACUGUGGAGUUGAAGGAGCAUUGAAGACACACACACACACACAUACACACACGAUAUUGAAGCCACUUGUGUCCGACGGUGAAGCAGCUGAAGAAGUGGAGCCGUGGAGCUCGGAUCUGCAGCCGCUCCACCGGGAGGUUCGGGCAGCGCUUCCUGAACCUCCACACGUCCUGACCUUCUUUUUCCUCCUCUCCGGCCGUCGCUCGCGGCCUGAGGUAUGAGAGGAGCCGUACUCUGAACAUCUUCAUUGGGAUUUUAGCUGAAGUGAAUAUGGCAUUUCUCACAGUAGCAGCUAUUGAAACAGCAGCUUCCAGGGCUGAUGAUGAAAACCUGACACUCUUCUCCCUCUGCAAACGGCUUUCCUCUUACGAUAAGUACAUGAAGGAUAGUUUUUGUUUUUCAGUGUGUUUAUUUUGUGGAUUUUAUUUAAGUCUGUUAAUCUCAUCAGACUGUAAGAACCUUUAAGUCAUCACCGGUUUAACUCGACUCUUUCUAUAGAAUUUUUCACGGCUUUAAAAGCUUCAUCACUUGACACGGAAGUCACACAGUAGUAAAAACAACUGAGACAAGGCUUACACCAGGGAGUCUGAUGAUUGAUGGACUGCCUCACUUUGUCUUUCUCAUCUGAUCCAAUCCUUGAACCCUUGAUUUUCGUGCCUUCCGUCCAUGUUUCAGAGCGUUUUGUAGACAUGUGGAGCCGCUGACUCUCGCUCCGGUGGUAAACCUGAGCGCCCACAGCCUCAGGCCACUUUGUUCUCCAGGUCCCAGCAGGCCUGCUCUGGGACCUGUGCUCCUCUCCUGUUGGUAGCCUGUACUGCCCCCUUGUGCCUGAACAGUUACAUUUCACAGGAUGAACUGCAGUCUGUGUGUGUGUGUGAUGUUUUGAGCGAGUCUCCAGACAGACGCUGUGAUCCUCCUGGUGUGACCGCUGAGAGCGUUUCCCUCGCCUGGAAGCUGCUGUUUCUCUCACUUUGCCUUACUGAACCAAAGAGAUUAUCCGAUGACAGUGUCAUUUAAAUUAUUUCCAUUUUAUUUCUGUAUCUUUUCAGUUUUGUGGAGGGGUUGUUUUUAUUUAAAUUUUGUUGUGAAAUGAAGGCGCCAAAGCUGUAUUUUUAUACAUGGAGAGUUUUUCUUGAGUGGGAGGAUGACCUGACAUAUGAUGAAUGUAAAAUUCCGUCAAUGCUCAUGGUUCUAAUUUCUAGUGCAAUGCGGACAACGAAGUUUUGUCCUUCUAGAAGCUGCUCAUAGUGACUCUAGUGAUCUGAAAAGAAUAUUUAAAUAUUGAACAUUUCCAAUGAAAAGCAACAAAAUAGUGAAAAAAACUUGCGAUUUCUUUUAUAUUUAUCAGUAUAAUCUGUUAAUUUAUUGUGAAACUACAAACAUGGUGAUGUGUUGAUGUUAUAUUUCUGCAUCUCUGGGAUGAUUCCUUGGUGGUAGCAUUGAGAAUAUUUUUCGGCCUUCCUCACAACAGGACCACGUGUUGUGUGUAUUUAUUCCGUCGUUGGUAGGGCCGCUACUUGAAAACAUGAUGUGCCUGUUUCCCUUCGUCUUUCUGUGGGUCGGUUGGAGCGAUUACUCCAAAAACUAUUGUGAGAAGAAAAAAAAAUAAACGUGUUGUUUUCUGCAGCC